This is a messenger RNA of Penaeus chinensis, 1535 nucleotides long. Its product is annotated as phosphoethanolamine N-methyltransferase 3-like. The coding region runs from base 130 to 1506 and encodes 458 amino acids. Lineage: Eukaryota; Metazoa; Arthropoda; Malacostraca; Decapoda; Penaeidae. The transcript is spliced from 11 exons. The record is from RefSeq and is a predicted model, not a curated record.
CCCACAAGUAAAUACUUGCCUUUGAGGCAAAGCAUAGAAGUCACAACAGUCACUGUGUUAAGGACUCGCUGACGGAGAACGGCUUCUGACUAACCGUGUACCGAGGCUAAAACAAAAAGUUCUGUCACUAUGUCUUCUUCCGAACCCGGAGCGGCGCCCGAGGAGCGGUGCGAGUUCCUGGAGGAAGUGAUUGAGGAGGUCCUGGCUUGGCAGCCGCGCGUGCGCGGGGGCAGGAUCUUGUACAUCGGACCGGGUCUUGGCAGCGAGGUGUCUCGUCUUGCGCAGGAGGCCGGCCACUUGACGUUCGUCUUCCACUCGAGAGGAGGCAACAAUGUCGAAAGGAAAAAAACUACAGACAAAGUUACCUACAAGUGUGAUGACGUUACUGAGCUGAGCUUUCCUCCGGGUUCUUUCGAGCUGGUCGUGGGCGCCUGGGUCCUCUCCGGCCUCAGCGACCUCCAGGCGGACGAUUUCCUGCACCGCGUUCUCGAGUGGCUGGUGCCUGAGGGUCACUUCGCCUUCAGAGAGGCGUGCGGCUUCCUUGAAGAUACUCGGCCAUCAAACAGCACGUUGCCGAGAUCUCCAGUGUUUUACUGUCAAAUGCUGCAUUCAGUUACUACCAAGUCCUCUUCAUUUACCAUCUUGAGGGCUACAAGUUUACAGUCAUACGUUACUCAUGAGGGUGACCCCACCAAGUUGUGCUUUCUGGCUCAGCGCUCAGAGGCGAACAGCAGGACAAGGCACGCUGUGGACAUUCGGUAUUCAAAGUCCUUUAUCCUUAGGAUGGAAAGGUUACUUGGCCACACUUGGCUUUCAACUGGAGGCGAGUCCACAACAAGGGAGUUCUGCCAGCGCCUCGGCCUCCGGCCUGGCCAGAGGGUGCUGGACGUCGGCUGCGGGUCAGGAGGGUCACCCUUCUUCAUGUCGCGGCUUUACGGGGUCCACGUGCACGGGGUCGACAUAUCCAGCAACAUGAUGGACCUUGCAGUGCAGCGGCAGACUCACCUCCGACGCGCGCUGAGGAAGAGAGUGCAUUUCGAACUAAGAGACGUCUUGGAUGCUGAUUAUGACGCCUGCAGCUAUGACGUCAUCUACAGUCGUAACUCCAUCUUCCAUAUUGAGAAGAAGGAGGAAUUAUUCGCCAAACUCUAUCGCUGGCUGAAACCCGGCGGAAUCCUGUUCGUCACAGAUUACUUUGCGAAAUCCACGCCACCCUCGGAAUCCUGCGCCGAAUUCUCCGCCAAGACAUGCUCGACUUUGGUGACGAUCAGCGGCUACGAGCGAGUUCUCACCGGGGCGGGCUUCAGCGUGGAGUCACGUGACCUCGCCGACGACUUCUGCAGCAUUCAUCAAAAGGAGCUCGACGCCUUCCUGUCAACGCGCGAGGCCUUCCGUGAAGAGUAUUCCCAGCUGGAGUUCGACGAAAUGGUCGCCCUGGCUACCCAUAAGAUCACGUUGGUCAAGGGAGGCCAGAUAACGUGGGCCUCUUUCAUCGCUCGCAAGUGAGAGUUCACUGAAUGACAGACCAUUAGAAA